Lotus japonicus is the source of this 1626-nucleotide messenger RNA. Its product is annotated as homeobox-leucine zipper protein HOX11. The transcript has 4 exons. NCBI's taxonomy places the organism in Eukaryota, Viridiplantae, Streptophyta, Magnoliopsida, Fabales, Fabaceae. Gene Ontology annotation, biological process: regulation of DNA-templated transcription. Gene Ontology annotation, molecular function: sequence-specific DNA binding; DNA-binding transcription factor activity, RNA polymerase II-specific. The coding region runs from base 287 to 1288 and encodes 333 amino acids. The record is from RefSeq and is a predicted model, not a curated record.
UAUCAAUGUUGUAGGGUGAAAGGGCUUUUGCAUUUUUUGCAGCAAAUCUGCUCUCUGGUCUGUCCCUUCGUGACUUUCCUUUGGCUCCCCAUUAAAAAAAAAAAGACCUACCUACCUACCAAUUAGCAUCAAACACAGUUUUAUAUUAUUACAUAGUCUUUGCUUUCAAACUCUAUAGCACUCUACACACACCUUGCUUCGCAAUUGGAGCUAGCUUCUCUCAUAAAACCUUCAUCUUCCUUCCCUUGGAAUACAAUAAUAAUUUCAUCUUUUCAAGUUCAACGAUAUGGAGCUUGCUUUGAGCUUGGGCGACGCACGGAAAUCGUUCUCUUUGCUUGAAAAUCUCACAAAAUCAUCCAACAAAGACGCUCUAGGAUUCUCCAUACCACAAGAAGAAACUGGAAAAUCUUCAGAAGAGAAAAGGGGUUCCUCAGAUCCACCCGUUCAGCUAGAUCUUCUUCCUUCAACACCGGUUCUUCGACCCCACCCACCUUCUUCACACAUUCGAAUUCCAUGGCUCACCGAUGCACUGGGUAUUGAACGGGUCACACCGGAAGUACCGGCAAGGGUGUUGAAUAAUGUGAACCGGUUACCGUUGCUGCCGGCGGUGGAGGUCGACACUGAUGACGGUGCUGCGAUUUCAUCUCCAAACAGUGCGGUUUCAUCUUUUCAGAUGGAUUUUCUUCUCAUAAACAGUAAUGCAGAUGCAGCCAUGAACAAAAGGGAUUAUCAUGAGUUUGAGAGUGCAGACAGAGGUAGCGACGACGAUGAAAACGGCUCAACUCGGAAGAAACUCAGACUCACUAAGCAACAAUCAGCUUACCUGGAAGAGAGCUUCAAAGAACACACCACUCUCAACCCCAAGCAGAAACUUGCUCUUGCCAAACAGUUAAAUCUACGUCCUCGCCAAGUUGAAGUUUGGUUUCAGAACAGAAGGGCAAGGACAAAGUUGAAGCAGACGGAGGUGGAUUGUGAGUACUUAAAGAGAUGUUGUGAGACUCUAACAGAAGAGAACAGGAGGUUGCAGAAGGAGCUACAAGAGCUGAGGGCUUUGAAAUCUUGUCAACCAUUCUACAUGCAGCUUCCAGCUACCACCCUCACCAUGUGUCCCUCUUGUGAAAGAGUCGCCACCAACACCACCACCGGAGCCGCCAACAACAACCAAACAACUUCCCCCACCGCCACAGCCAACAACAACAAUAACAAUAAUAACGGUUCUCAAAUCCCUGCCGCUUUGUCUCUUGGCAAGCCUAAAAUGUCACCAUUUCCAAAUGGUCAAGCCUCAUGAUAUGAUUGUCCAUUUUUUUCGUCUUUUACACGUGCAAUCAAUGACAAAUAUAUCAAAGAGAACAAAAGAAGAACACCUUUCACCCCUUAUUUUUUCCCCUUUUAGGUGUAUAGUUUUCUUUUUCUUAAAUUUUGACCAGAUCGAUUUGUCUUCUUUUAUUCGUUUUGUUUUGAUUGUUAUAGCCUCUCUGUAAUUCGUUGGAACAAUGAUCCUUUUUGUUGUUGAGAUCGCUGAGGAAGUACCAAUUAAAGAUUUUCUCCAUGACAAAACGUGAAAUGAAACGCUAGCUAUAGCUUGUUCUAUAUAUUUUUGAACGUGCUGGGUUAUCAUUUUGCAUA